Molecule: messenger RNA, 2311 nt
Organism: Mesoplodon densirostris (Blainville's beaked whale)
Lineage: Eukaryota; Metazoa; Chordata; Mammalia; Artiodactyla; Ziphiidae
Gene: WARS1
Product: tryptophanyl-tRNA synthetase 1
Exons: 11
Coding region: 325-1755 (476 amino acids)
Biological process (GO): tryptophanyl-tRNA aminoacylation
Cellular component (GO): cytoplasm
Molecular function (GO): tryptophan-tRNA ligase activity; ATP binding
Source: RefSeq, a predicted model, not a curated record
AGUCUCAUCGAAGAGGUUGGUCGAGAGGCUCAAGUGUUUCUGAGAAAUUGGGUGAUUUACAAGAAGCUCCUACAUGCAAGUAGUAAAAGGUGGGGUAAACAGGAAAAAAAAAAAAAGAGAGAAUAGUCUUUUCUAGAAAGGAAACUGAAAGAAAAAGGGAAAGACUAUUAAAGAAGAGCUCGAGCUGCACUGGGCAGUCUCAGCUUCUCAACUGCCCAGCGUGCCCAGUGGCCACCUCUGCAGCACCUCCUGCAACCUGUCUUGUCUGGACCACUGAGCAAAUCUGCCAACACCCUAGCCGGCUGUGAACGCAGGUCCUGGAAAAUGGCAGAUGUGCCCAACGGUGAGCAGGGCUGUGGGUCCCCGCUGGAGCUGUUCAAGAACAUUGCUGCUCAAGGGGAGCUCGUGAGGGCCCUCAAAGCCAGAAACGCGGCGAAGGAUGAAAUUGAUUCCGCAGUGAAGAUGUUGUUAUCCUUGAAAGUGAGCUACAAAGCUGCCACGGGGGAGGAUUACAAGGCUGACUAUCCUGCAAGGGAGCCGGCACCUGGGAGUGACAGUGGCCUGGAUGCCACAGAAGCAGGCGAGGAUUUUGUGGACCCGUGGACAGUACAGACAAGCAGUGCAAAAGGCAUUGACUAUGACAAGCUCAUCGUUCGGUUCGGAAGCAGUAAAAUUGACAAGGAGCUGAUAAACCGAAUAGAGAGAGCUACAGGGCAGAGGCCGCACCGCUUCCUGCGCAGGGGCAUCUUCUUCUCACACAGAGACAUGCAUCAAAUUCUUGAUGCCUAUGAAAAUAAGAAACCAUUUUAUCUGUAUACGGGCAGGGGCCCCUCUUCUGAAGCAAUGCACGUAGGUCACCUCAUCCCGUUUAUCUUCACAAAGUGGCUGCAGGAUGUGUUCAACGUGCCCUUGGUCAUCCAGAUGACCGACGACGAGAAGUACCUGUGGAAGGACCUGACCCUGGACCAGGCCUACGGCUACGCUGUGGAGAACGCCAAGGACAUCAUCGCCUGCGGCUUUGACAUCAAGAAGACCUUCAUCUUCUCUGACCUUGACUACAUGGGGAUGAGCCCAGGCUUCUACAAGAACGUGGUGAAGAUACAGAAGCACGUCACCUUCAACCAAGUGAAAGGCAUUUUCGGCUUCACUGACAGUGACUGCAUCGGGAAGAUCAGUUUUCCUGCCAUCCAGGCCGCUCCCUCCUUCAGCAACUCGUUCCCCCAGAUCUUCCGAGACCGGACAGACGUCCAGUGCCUCAUCCCAUGUGCCAUCGACCAGGACCCAUACUUCAGGAUGACCAGAGACGUGGCCCCCAGGAUCGGCUACCCUAAGCCAGCCCUGCUGCACUCGACCUUCUUCCCCGCCCUGCAGGGGGCGCAGACCAAGAUGAGCGCCAGCGACCCCAACUCCUCCAUCUUCCUCACGGACACGGCCAAGCAGAUCAAGACCAAGGUCAACAAGCACGCGUUCUCCGGAGGCAGAGACACCAUCGAGGAGCACCGGAAGUUCGGGGGCAACUGCGACGUGGACGUGUCCUUCAUGUACCUGACCUUCUUCCUGGAGGAUGACGACAGGCUGGAGCAGAUCAGGAAGGAUUAUACCAGCGGGGCCAUGCUCACCGGCGAGCUCAAGAAGGAGCUCAUAGAAGUUCUGCAGCCCUUGAUCGCUGAGCACCAGGCCCGGCGCAAGGAGGUCACAGACGAGAUAGUGAAAGAGUUCAUGACUCCCCGGAAGCUGUCCUACGACUUUGAGUAACUGCUCACUUUCUAUACACUUACUAAGAGAUGUAAUUUACCAAGAAACCCAGCCCAGUCGAAUCACCACUUCCCUUAGGCUGUGUCACAUGGUAAUUACUGGCCUGGUGUCUAUGAGCCCUCUGUGUGUAUCAGUGCUGUUCCUUCUGCUGAAUGUCAUUCCCUGUCUCCUGUGAGCAUAACCCUGUGGGGUGAUUGGGUGCCGGGUAACACUGAGUGGUCACACAGACAAGUCCAGCUGGAGUCUCUCCCACAGAGCAGCCCCAAGGAUGUGCAGCCUUGGGCUGGAUGUCCACUGGCCAGCCUGUUCUGGUCCACAGGACAGCUCCUGUUUGAAAGCAUCCUGCAUCCAAACAUACUCUUAAACGUGCUCUAUCAAAGAAUAUGUAGUCUGUGUAUGCAUACCUAGAAUCAAGAUGUUAUUACCAUAAAACCAAAAAGAAGUGCUUCGAAAAGUUGAUGUGGGGAAGCUUAAUGGGCACAAGAGGCAUUUCAGCACAUGCCCCCCAAAAUAAAAAAGAAGUGCUGGCCAAGAGCUUUGCUAAACAUUUAACCAA